This is a messenger RNA of Danio aesculapii, 2515 nucleotides long. RefSeq lists its product as uncharacterized. NCBI's taxonomy places the organism in Eukaryota, Metazoa, Chordata, Actinopteri, Cypriniformes, Danionidae. The coding region runs from base 233 to 2059 and encodes 608 amino acids. The transcript has 10 exons. The record is from RefSeq and is a predicted model, not a curated record. Gene Ontology annotation, molecular function: protein binding.
AGUGAGCGCUUCGGUGCAGGGGAGAGCUGGAAGAUGCAGGCGAGCAGCAGGACUAAAAACAAAACGGGAGCAGGCAAAAAAGGCCGUCAACCAUAGAGCAUAAUCAAGGAUACAAAAACGGACUGGAAGUCAGACUAGAGAGAUGAAGGAGAACACAUGAUCAAACCCGGGACAUGACAGAUAUUGGCCGAACACACACAUUUGUGGAAGAUCAAGGUUCUUGGAGCUUCGAAUGAUUACAGUUGAACCAUUGAGUUUUCUCCAGAAAGUUAAGAAAAGGAUAAAAAUGCCGUCUGAAACGUCAGUUGAUCGCAACGUUGUCUACUGCCUGCUGUGCCAGAAGCCACAGACCACUCUCUCUGUACACCUGACCAGGGUGUGCAUGAAGGCCAGCACACCAGCAGAGAGAGCCGAGGAGCUGCAGAGGGCCAAGGCAUCCAACAGGUCCUGGAUGAUGACCAGCAGGACCUGGGACUACAACCAGCUCUGCCAGAUCCUUCCCGAUAGAAGCUGUCGCACCAAUAUGGUGGAGGAGCUCCUUCAGCGUGGGUUUUUCAUCAAAAACCAGCCCACAGAACCGGAAACAGCUGUUGCGAGCCAGCCCACGGAACCAGAAACAGCUGCAAAAGCCACCAUGUCUGCCAUUGCUGGCAGCUGUGCUGUUUUGAGGGCUGCCAAGCCUGAAUUCUUGCGAGUCUGUGUGAAACUGCAAAACAACAUUGAGGUCCUGGGUAGUGAGAAGGUGCUCUUCCGCUAUUAUUGCGAGGCUAUCCUGAUCCACUGCUACUUCCAAAGCCCGGGAGCGGUGCAAGCCUUCACAGAUGCAGAGUGGGUGGACCGGAUUCACCACGGUGGCAGGGUCGUGACUGGUGUCCGCAGCCAGAAAGCGAUGUUUGCCCUCACUCUUCAAGAGGAAGCGUGGUUUCAGCUGUAUUUCAUGCAGAUCAGAUCUGAAAACAUCCGGCCUGACAAGUGCUUCAACCAGUUUUUUCUUUCCUCUUCUGGAGAGGCUUUGAACAAUGUGACUCAAGACAUGAAACGCUUCCAUGACAUGUUCAAGCUGCCCUUGGUCAGGAGUCAGGUUUUGCGGAAGACUCUUCGGAUUUCUGCAAAAACCAUGCCUACACACCAGCGGGACGCCGUGGCACUUUAUUUGGCCUGCAGUUCUGGAGACCCACACCAAACUCACCGAAGGAUGCAGCCUCAGCAGGUUGUUGACACGGCUGUGCUGCUGGACUCCAUGGUGGGCUUUUCGUCAGAAGAUGAGAGCCGUGCAGUUGAAGAGGCUGAAACCAGCGAAGAGAGCGAGCCAGUGAGAGACUUCUCAUCGUUUAUUUCCAGUUUUCCGGUCUCCUGUGGAGGUCAGCCGCCGAAUAAGAUGCAGCGGAUCAAUGCCGGAUUUUCUGAUGACCGUGUGUUUUAUGAUAAGUGGAGAACUGUUCAGUAUGUCCAGAGACAGGAAUAUCUGCUGUCACACUUCACACACGAUAAACCAUCAGCUGCCACAGUGGCAAGGGUCAUCGGACAAGAGGGGUGGAAAGGCAAUCACCCUAAGCCUGAGGAGAUCGUGAGCCUUUGGAAACCACCUCCCAAGGUGACCAUCGAGACAGAUGAAUUUAUCAUCAAGUCUGUUUCUGAGCAGAGCUGGUCAGGCCUUACCCUUAAGGACUUUGGCCCUGUGCGGGGUCAAGGAGUGGUUGCAACCAAGCGUUUUUCUAAAGAUGACAUUGUCUGUGAUUACCACGGGAAGGUCAUCUCUGGCGCCAGCGGAAGACAGAUAAGGGAGCACAUCAGAGAUGAGGCCGGCUACCUCUUCUUUUUCAAAGCCGGACAGAGGGACCUCUGCAUUGACGCGCGGACCUUCCCCUGUGAGUGCCAUCCAGACAAAGUCAUGUUCGGGAGAAAAAUCAAUCACUCAUCCAAGACUGCAAACCUUGAGCUGGUACACUGUGUGAUGAAAAUUCAUGGGAAGGACACAGAUGUUGUGCUUUUUAAAGCACUGCAUGACAUCGAUGUGAACACAGAUUUAAAAUUCGACUAUAAAUUUAUUUCUUUUUAAAUUAUUAUAGGCCAUGCAAAGGACAGCUGAUCACAUUACUGUGUAUUUCUGAUGCUAGAAAGAAAACUCAACAGGACGCUCUACCUAAAGGUGUGACAUGGGUCUGUGGCCUAAAAUAACUCUCCAGAAAGUUUGGAGUUCUUACUGUUAUAAGGUAAAGUAAGGUAAGGUAAGAGUUCUGCUUCCUAAUUGUCUUGAAGAUAUUAAAAUGCUGUGUAUGUCUUAUGCUAGAAUCUUUAUGAACUGAAUUUCAGAAGUCUCUGUACUUAAAGGUGCAGAACUCUGUUCAAACAACAGCAUAUCUUUAUAUAUGUCAUUGCAUUGUAUAUGUAAACUCCUUCUGACCAAAGACAUUUUGUGAAUGUUUGAGGAGCUCUCCGGAUCCAGAUCAUGUGAUACUGAGGACUGGGUUAAACUGCUGUAAAUUAACUAAAAUAAAAAAACAGGGAAACGUCA